AUGUCGUGGGCAGGUAUUGUUUCACCUUCCCCGCCAAAGGCUCAUCAAAACAUGGUCGCGAUCGAACCAAUACCAUCGACCAAAGUGCUGACGAGGUCAUGGACACGCAGGAUUCAAGAAAAAUGUCAACCGCGCAACAACGCAGGUGAUGAUGAAGACGGGCUCCGCGCCGCACAGAGGAAACGCUCAGCGAUUAUCAAGACGAUUGCUGUUUUUGAGCUCUCUCAUUCCCAGAUACUAAUUCAUGACUUUGGAAUUCCCUUAGGGCACGUCGAACGGACAAAUGACCGAGACUAUGAAAUCGAGGAGCGUCGAUACCGGACAAUGGAGGCUGCGGCCACUCGGCUGCAAAAAGAGGCUAAGGGGUACUUGGAUUCAUUGCGAGCUAUGACUGCCUCUCAGAUGCGCAUUGCGGAGACUAUUGACGCCUUCUAUGGCGAUGCCGGUACUCGUGACGGUGUGAGUCGAAGCUACAGACAAGCUGUGGAAGAUCUUGAUGCGGAGACGAUCAAGGCCCUGGAUGGCCCUUAUCGGACAACCGUUCUCGAUCCCAUCUCCCGCUUCUGCGCCUACUUCCCCGACGUCAACGAAUGUAUCAAGAAGCGUAAUCACAAGCUGCUCGACUACGACGCCAUGCGUGCCAAGGUCAAGCGCCUGGUGGAAAAGCCCGAUAAGGAUGCGUCCAAGCUGCCCCGGACCGAGCGCGAAACCGAGCUCGCCAAACAAGCCUAUGAACAGCUGAACGAACAACUGUUCACCGAGAGCUCCCGCAGCUCAUCGAUCUCCGUGUCCCCUACCUGGAUCCGAUACCUGGACGCAGAGACGAGAGAUCAGUAUGCCCGGGGUGACCUGGAUAACCGGGUCGAGGAGGUCUUGCAGGAGAUUCGGGAAUUGAGCAUUGCCGGCACUGUUUGA
This is a messenger RNA of Penicillium oxalicum, 915 nucleotides long. RefSeq names its product amphiphysin-like protein RVS161. The record is from RefSeq and is a predicted model, not a curated record. The coding region runs from base 1 to 915 and encodes 304 amino acids. Gene Ontology annotation, biological process: plasma membrane tubulation; endocytosis; actin cortical patch localization. Gene Ontology annotation, cellular component: medial cortex; mating projection tip; Rvs161p-Rvs167p complex. NCBI's taxonomy places the organism in Eukaryota, Fungi, Ascomycota, Eurotiomycetes, Eurotiales, Aspergillaceae. The transcript has 6 exons. Gene Ontology annotation, molecular function: lipid binding; protein binding.